AUGCCGAUUAUCAUUAGCCGUGGAUGCUCCUGCAUCAGCAAAGCAGCAUUUUUUCGGCAUGGCUCCACUCCCAAUUCUUCUCAUGAUUACUGUUAUCUCAUGUCCUCGGUCCUCUCCAUGGAAUUGAAAAGUAAAACGAGCGAUUUCUUUUACAAGUCAACGGCUUACCUUAAAGUUCAGUCAAAACCCAAGCGGCCCAAGUACUUAAUUAUAGUUAUCACUGUUUCUGCUAAAUUGGGAAAAGCUACGCAAGAGGAGGAAAUGGAUGAGGAUUUGGACCUCAAGCUGGCUUCAGCAAAUGACUUCAGCAUGAGGCUAGGUGGGGGAGGAUUCGGUUCAGUUUAUGAGGGUCGUUUUAAGCGGCUUGAUGGAGCAGGACAAGGCUUCAGAGACUUCCGUGCACAAGUGGAAACUCGGGAGUACAUUCAUCAUGUUAAUUUGGUGAGACUCGAGGAAGUUUGUGCAGAGAAGUCCCACCGAAUACUUGUAUACGAGUAUCUACCAAAUGGGUCUAUGGAUAAAUGGAUAUUUCCCAAGGAAAACCGUCUGCUUGUUCUGAAGACAAGAUCCAAAGGCUCAUAUUUCGGGCUGGCAAAGUUGAUUAACAGAGAACAGAGUGAAGUGAUAACCAUGUUGAGAGGAACGCCUGGGUAUAUGGCACCUGAGCUAUUGGGCAUGCAUUUUACUGAGAAAGUGGAUAUAUACAGCUUUGGCGUUAUGGUGGUAGAAAUUGUUAGCGGAAAGAGAAGUAGAGAGCUUUCAACGCCAAGUUAUGGGCUGUUUUCAGUGUUGCCGGGUAUGGCAGAGGAGGGGAGAUUGAAGGAUUUAGUAGAUUCUGAAAUCAAAGAUGAAGGGAUUGGUGCAGAGCAGGAGGCAACGAAAGUGUUGACAAUGGCAUAUGUUGUAUACAGUAUGAUUUUACAGCGAGGUCGGCAAUGUCGACCCUGGCUCGCCGAUUUAGCCGUUGCUUUUCUUUGA
Molecule: messenger RNA, 978 nt
Organism: Cryptomeria japonica (Japanese cedar)
Lineage: Eukaryota; Viridiplantae; Streptophyta; Pinopsida; Cupressales; Cupressaceae
Product: G-type lectin S-receptor-like serine/threonine-protein kinase SD2-5
Exons: 5
Coding region: 1-978 (325 amino acids)
Biological process (GO): protein phosphorylation
Molecular function (GO): ATP binding; protein kinase activity
Source: RefSeq, a predicted model, not a curated record